Molecule: messenger RNA, 1203 nt
Organism: Aspergillus caelatus
Lineage: Eukaryota; Fungi; Ascomycota; Eurotiomycetes; Eurotiales; Aspergillaceae
Product: tyrosinase family protein
Exons: 4
Coding region: 60-1112 (350 amino acids)
Molecular function (GO): oxidoreductase activity
Source: RefSeq, a predicted model, not a curated record
CAGCACCUAAAAGAACCAUUACGAACUAUUAGUUCUGCUCGUAGGGCGUGCUUCGCAAUAUGAAAGCACUCCUACUUAUCCUCUCCGGGACGUUGGGUAUUGCCCUGGCUGCAUCAGCAGAAUGCACUUCGGAAAACGCCUUAGUAAGGAAAGAAUGGAGAGAGCUCGAUUCCGCUGAGCGAAAUAACUAUGUCGAAGCGUUGUGGUGCCUACGCGAUCGCCCGUCUAUCCUAUCCAACGAGACCUACCCCGGGGUCCGGGACCGAUGGGAUGACUUUGUUGCGACUCAUAUCAACUACACGAACAACAUCCAUUUUAAUGGGCUUCUUCUUCCAUGGCACCGCCAAUUCGUCUACCUCUGGGAAGUGGCACUGCGCGAGGAAUGUGGAUACAACGGCAGCGUACCGUAUUGGAACUGGGCCCUCGACGCAGACAACAUAACCGAGAGCCCAGUAUUCGACGGCAGCUCUACCUCGAUCUCUGGCAACGGUGUAUACGAUCCGAACGCACCGGCACCCUGUUCCCCCGGAGGGGUAUGCUUCCCCCGAGGAGUUGGCGGGGGUUGUGUCGAGUCGGGACCAUUCAAAGACUUACAAGUGCACAUGGGACCCAUUCCUGCCGCUCUAGUUAAGUCGUACGGUCCGAUCCCCGACAGCGCGUGGGACUACAAUCCGCGAUGUUUAUACAGAAACCUGAGCCCGGAUAUGCUGGCAGCGCUGAAUAAUCAGACUGUGGUUGAUCGAAUGCAAGCAGCCACCAACAUUAAAGAUUGGCUCGCUGUCAUGUCCCCGAGUGACCCUAGUGUGUUGAACCCACACAGCGGCGGCCACGGUUCUGUGGGAGGUGCCAUGGGUGAUUUCUUUGCGUCGCCUCAGGACCCCUCGUUCAUGUUGCACCAUGCAUUUAUUGAUAGGCUGUGGGCGCAGUGGCAGGAUCAGGAUCCGGAGAAUAGGCGAUAUGCUGUAAAUGGUACUACUAUUGUCUAUGAUCCGCCGGGUGCCCCAUUGGUCACGCUUGAUACUCUGGUUGAGUUUGGGGCGCUGAAUCCCCCUCGGAAGGUUAAGAAAAUGAUGGAUCCGUUGAAGAAUGGUUAUUGUUACACUUAUACUUGAUUGCUGGGUUUUCUUAGUUUGAGAACUUGUCAUGGUCUUGAAUUCAUAGAAUCCAUUCUUCCCCAGUACAUUCUCACCUGCAUAUCUACCC